Messenger RNA from Brettanomyces bruxellensis, 3723 nucleotides. RefSeq lists its product as uncharacterized. The transcript has a single exon. The coding region runs from base 1 to 3723 and encodes 1240 amino acids. The record is from RefSeq and is a predicted model, not a curated record. NCBI's taxonomy places the organism in Eukaryota, Fungi, Ascomycota, Pichiomycetes, Pichiales, Pichiaceae. Gene Ontology annotation, molecular function: protein binding.
AUGGAGAGAUAUCCACCUGAGAUAACAUCCUUAUUGGCUCCGCUUAUCAUUAUACAAGGGUUAGAUAGUACCGUGAUCAGAUCAAAUGAAACGGAAUUUUCAGACAACGGAGACUUAGAAACAGGUUUCAAUUGCCAAUCUCCAGAUUCAUCCAUUAAAAUACCAUCAACUUCAUCAGAUGAUAAUAUUAUUCAUAAUUAUUUGUUGAGCAAAGAAGAUGCUAGCCUAAUCGAGCGAAAGAUCCCGGUAUCUCAUGGACAUAUUUCAUCAUUCUUAUCGGAAUUCUUUUUAAGACAUAAUAUAGCUGAUUCUAUAUUGCCACCCUAUACUGCAAAGGGAUUCAUUAAACAAUUAUAUUAUCAUUUCAAGUUUAUUGGAUCAAAAUGCUACAUUCCAAGCUGUAAUAUUGAUGUUUUCAAGAACAAAUAUUCUGCGGAACAAACAACGAAUUCAGAAGUAAUGGAUAUGCCCAUAUCGCCGUUUUUUAAAGAAUCGCCUUACUUUGGGACAAUACUUCCUCUUGAAUGGAUUCAACUUUAUAGGGAAAUUCUACCAGCAAUCUUUAUAUCCAUUUAUAAUUUGGAGGUGACCAGAGAUAAAGCACAGGAUGUGGCUGCAGAUCGUAAACUUGUUGAAGAGAUUUGUUCAUUCAAGCAUUUUCUGAAUUUAAGAAAAAUUAGGUAUCUUGUGAUCUUGAUUUGCGAUUAUCCUGCGAAAGAUAUAUCCAAUUCACUAUCAAACCGAGUUGAACAUAUAAGGAUGAAUACGAAAUUAGCUGCGGGUACAGGGUUAGCAUUUUUUAAUUCGAAAGAGCCGAAGGAUAUCUCGAAUUUUAUGUUAUCAAUUGUUCAUCUGGUGAGGCCAUGGUGCACAGAUUUUUACAAUGCUCUACUUAAGUGUUCGAAAAUGGACAUUCCUGACGCAUCCCUUCAAUAUGAUAAAAAUCUAUUAUACUCGAGAUCAUCACUUAAGGAAGCAUUAUUAGAAGAAUUUUGCGGCGUAACCGAGGACAGUACAAAAUCCAUGGAAUAUUGUUACGAAAGCCUUAUAAAUUCUUUUCACAGUAUAAAUUUUCAAAAGUCUAAAGUGUGGUGUCAGUGUCGUGGUCUAUUGGAUUUGGCGGCCAUUCACAUAGUUCGAUCUUACAUCCUAUUAGGUAAUGCGAAACAGAGUUAUAAGAAAUUUGCAAUACACAUUCAAAAUGUAACUGCUCUUUUACCACAAGAUUUAAAAGACUCUUACUCUUAUUAUACAUGGCUGGCCACACAGAUGAGUUGGUUAGCGCAAUUAAUUCAAAAAUCGCCAGAGCUUAUUGUUGAUGUUAAUCCGUCGCCCCAAAGGAUGAUAAGUUUAAGCUUAUUAGGGAAUAUGAGUCGAAAGCAAAACAGUUCUCCAUUUUGUGAUGAAUGGAUAACUCCUCAGGGGGGGUUUAUUUAUCUUCAUGCCUGUUCACUCAUGAGACGAAGAAAGAUUUGCGCCCUGCAUUCUAAUAGAGAUGCCUCUGAUCCGUAUAUGUCAACAUCACUCAUGGAAGAACGAAAGUUUCCUUAUUCUAAGAAAUGCCUACAACUUUUGAGUGGUGCUCUUGAUAUGUUUUCGAGAUCAAGAAAAAUGAAAUUCAAUAGAGCGGAAUCUUACACAUAUUUCCAAAUUGCAGAAGAACAUUUUCUUACUAAGAAUUAUAGUAUGGCAAUCAACAACUAUUUAGUUGCAUUACCGAUAUACCAUGAGGAAAAAUGGAAAUGGAUUGAAUCCAUAUUGCUUUUACGUUUAUUCCAGUGUUUAAUCAAACUUGGUAAUUACCACGAUUCUGCGAUUUAUUAUUUGAAGCUUUGUCUGCUUCCAGAAAAGUUAGUGCAUCCGCUUAAAUUUUCAAUUGAUCACCAGAAAUUAAAACUUGAUAACCACUUGGAAGAUUGCGAUCCGAGCGAAAGGUUAACGUUCAACGAAAAACUUAUAAAUGUUAAUGUAGUUUUUGAAAAGCAGGAUGUGAUAAUAGGAAACACUUUCACUAUGCAAGCUGUUAUGACGUCGGCAAUGAACACAUUAAUGGAUCAUGCUAUUGUUGAGAAUGUUCAGUUUAUUUUUGGAGAUAAUAGUAAGUGCAUUGUUGUAAAGCAUAGAUCCGAUUUGGAGUUCAGAGUAUUUGAGACAUUUUAUUGUGAUAUAAAAGAUUUUGAUUACGCCGAAUUUGAAUCCAAUUUGAUUUUUAGUGGGUUUGGCACCCAAAAGAUUUUCAACUUUGAUAUUUCUUCUGCAAUAGGGAAAUUUUCAUUGAAUAGAGUUAAGCUCAUCAUAAAGACAUUGGAUUUUGACAUCGAAAAUUUUGUUUACUUGCAAGCUGAAAAGCCCGGGACUAGUGUUCAGUGGUUACAACCAUUUAAAAAUGGGAAUGGUAUAUCCGGGCACAAGUUUGUAUCAUUAACUCUACCGUCGACAACAUUUAAUGUUCAAGCAAGAAUCCCAAAAGUUAAUAUUCGUUUGAACUAUGAUGAAGUGAUCUUUGAUGGUUUUGAAAUUCCUAUUAAACUGUUUAUCGAUAACAAUGAUGUUAUCGACUACACAUAUAAUGUUAUAUCCACUGCAAAUGUCGGUGACAAGUCCUUACAGAUUUCCCCUAGGAAGCCUGAUAAUGAUAACAAAAUACAAUCUGGAAAAAUCAAAGCUUCCCAAUCUAAAACUGAAAAUGUCUUCUUAUUUAUUCCGGUUUUGGACACCAAUUUCAGAACUCAAGGUCAUGACGAUAAGGAAAUGCUAUACAUUCAUUUUUGUUUUGAAUUUACAUCAAUAGCUGAUGGUAUUACCACAAAUACAAUAAAAGAAGUUAAAAUACCGAUUCAAAGAACAUUUGAUAUCAGAUUAAAUAUCCAACCAGAUUUAGGUCCAAAUAGAUCUUUAUUGUUAAGUUCUGAUAGCACAUUGGAUAAAGCUUUUUCACCAUAUGAUCGCACAUGGAAGGCAUUAGUGUACAUGAAGAAUAAUUCAUAUAUGCAGUUGAUAUUGAAUAAUUUUGACUUAAUAGUUGAGAGUUCUUCAAAGGCGAAAGUCAAGUUAAUAGAUGAUGAUUUUUACCCCACACCACAACGCAUUACUUUCCCCUGUGUGGAAAAGAAGUUUGUUGAGCUUCCGUUCAUCCUUUCUUCAUCCUCUGAAACUAAGUCCUGUUCUUUUAUCGAUACGAAGAUAUACCUACGCUUUUCUUACACUAAAUCUGAGAAGGAUUUUCAACUAGAAACACUCAAACCUCGUCCGUAUAGUCAAUUGGUUUGGGCGGGUAAACUACCAUUGAAGGAUCCCAGAAUAUUGGUUUUUCUACAUGAAUUGGAGAAUAACCUGAUCGAGCUGAACUACCUCGUUGAAAAUCCUUCCAAUGAAACCCUUAAGCUGCAUUGUGCGGUAUCAUACAGUGCAGAAGUUGAAAUGUAUGAUAUAGAUACUCAGGUUGAGUUGACUAUUGCUGGUGAAUCGAGUAAGAUAUUGAAGUACAAGUGCGGAUUAGCGAUGCCUAACAUCAACAAAAGGUUGGUCUCUUUGCCUGAAUUUAAAUUUUAUGAUACCGCACAUAAGCUUUAUUUAAAUCAAAUGCUUGUUACAGAUCAUACCGUGUUGAAAAAAAAUAAGAUGUACUAUAUGAAUUUAAGAAGGGAAACAUCGGACAUGGUGUCAUCAAUAAAUGAGUCUGCCCUUCCAAACGGUAACCAUAUUAUGAAAAGUUAUAAGUAA